Mercenaria mercenaria is the source of this 1292-nucleotide messenger RNA. RefSeq lists its product as uncharacterized. The transcript has 3 exons. Gene Ontology annotation, molecular function: protein binding. The record is from RefSeq and is a predicted model, not a curated record. Lineage: Eukaryota; Metazoa; Mollusca; Bivalvia; Venerida; Veneridae. Bases 106 to 1125 code for a protein of 339 amino acids.
UAAAACCUUGAUACAAGAUUAUUUCCUGGAACUUUCUUACUGCUGAGAAAUUCAUUUCGUUUGAAGAAAACAAGUCAGUUAAGACAGUAAUACGUAGGAGUAACCAUGUUUCUUUUACUAUAUAUAUCAUUUAUGUUAUUAAAUAUUUUACGGAUAAAUUGUGAUCAAACCUGUGACUGCCAGGAGAUGGAAACCAUAAAAGAAAUUGUUCAGCAACUUAUGUUUGAACAAAAACUGCAGUCGGCAAAACUUCGUAAAAUGAAAGCCAGGCAAAGAUCUACAUCACUGGGGUCAGCCAGAGCAGUUUCUGCAGAUCGACUUUCAAAGAUGGAAACAAAGGUAAAAGAAGUAGAUAACAAACUAAACUACUUUAUGAAAGAAAAGCUGGAUGACAAAGAAGAUAUUGCAACUGUUUUGAAGAAAACGCUGACUUCUGAAAAGCUAGAAAGAAUAUAUUUUGCUUCGGAAAUGGAAAGCCAAAUGACUGAAAUGAAGGAGAACGUUGAGAAUUUCAAAAAAGAAACAACUAGCGAAAUUGAUCGCCGUAUUGCAAAUAUCAGCGCAACUCAAUACGAUUUUAAGCGAGAUGUAAAUGAAAAACUGGAAGAUAUAAAAGGACAAACAGACAGGUCAGUCAGCCAGGUUAUGAAAGAUGCAACUUCAUCUCAGAAACUAUUCAUGCUUGAAAUAGAUGAAAAGCUGGAAAAAACGAAAGAUCACAGAGUAGCAUUUACAGCAUACGGUUUCACAGAAGGUAUGGUUUCUGAAGAGCCUCGAUUUCCAAACAUAUUGGAAAACUCUGGAGAUGGCUAUGACAGUACAACUGGAAAAUUCUCUUGCAGUGUUUCUGGGAUUUAUCAUUUUGUUGUAACGUUAUCAAUUAAGCAAGACGAUGAACAUAAAUCGUUAAACUGUUAUAUUUAUGUAAAUGCUGAACGAACAAUACAAAUGUAUGUGCAAAAACACUCACAUGAGUCUAAGAAUUCAUAUCCCGCGACCGUGUCAGGAACACUAUAUCUGAACAGAGGAGAUACUGUUUAUGUUGGCGAUUGUAACGUAUAUGGGAGAAUCUACAGUGACACGUCCACUAUUUUCACCGGUUUCUUAGUUUCUGCAGAUAAUUAAUUAGUAUCAUGCAGGCCAUGCAUAAUGUUUGCAAAUUGGACACUAAUGGUAAUAGAAAAACAAACCAGCAACUAUUAACAAUAGCAAAGUUUAUUUUUCAAAGUAACAAUUCAAAGACAUUGGAAAUGUUAACUAGCCGUUAAGUCCAAUUAUAAUAUACAAGAAUA